Molecule: messenger RNA, 900 nt
Organism: Porites lobata
Lineage: Eukaryota; Metazoa; Cnidaria; Anthozoa; Scleractinia; Poritidae
Source: the annotation of a GenBank genome assembly
AUGGGCGAGCUUUCGGGAAUUAAGCCGCCUCAGAUGGAAUGGAAUGACUCUGACUUACCCAUGGCAUUUAAAAGCUUCAAACAAUAUUGCCAGCUAGUCUUUGAUGGGCCCUUGAACGCGAAAGAGGACAAAGUCAAGGCAACCUAUAUUCUGCUCUGGAUCGGCGAAGAGGGCCGGAAAAUCUUUAACUCUUUUGACUUGACCGCUGAUGAGAAAGCGAAACCUGACGCAAUUUUUGACAAGUUUGCAACAUAUCUGGAACCUAAGUCAAAUUUUCGGAUUGCAAGAUACCAACUACAAGGCUUCAAACAAGCUGAUGAUGAAAGUGUAGAUUCGUUCAUGGCCAGGUGCAAAAUACAAGCCCAGAAAUGCCGAUUCAGUGACGCCGAACUAGAGGAGCGGUUAAUUGAGCAAUUAAUUAUUGGUACUCGCGAAAGAAAGAUACAAGAAGUCCUCUUAGGAAAAGAUGAUAAGUUAAAGCUUGACAAAGCCAUGGACAUUGCCCGGACAAGGGAAGCUACGGUAAAUGAUAUGAAAUCCCUUGACCAACAAGGUGCGUCAGCACCCGCUCGUUCUCAUGACACUAACGUAGAUGCUAUCAGACAGAAUUCCAACCUCAGAUGUGGAAAAUGUGGUCUCAGCCAUGAAAAAAAAAGUGCCCAGCUCAAGGUACAAGGUGUAGAAAGUGUAACCAGUGGAACCACUGGGAACAAGUGUGCAGAAAUAAACAAGCACAGGAUCGGAAAGCUAAACCUUCACUCCGGAAGCAGCCUGGGGGCUGGAUACCGCACGCCAAGUCAAGUCAGAACAAGAUACACACAGUUGAGGAGACAAAUUCAGACUCUGAUGAGUUGUGUUUCGAGACAAUUAAAAUUGACAGUUCCAAUGUUACUCCAGUAA